Messenger RNA from Paramecium sonneborni, 1502 nucleotides. Lineage: Eukaryota; Ciliophora; Oligohymenophorea; Peniculida; Parameciidae. The record is from the annotation of a GenBank genome assembly.
CAUAGUCAAAAAAGUGUUCGAAUUAAAAUGAAAAAGAAUUAAAUUUUCGAAGAAGAUGCUGAGAAUUUUUAAGAUGGAAUAUCCUAUCAAAAAAAUAUAGAAGAAAUUAAACGUUUAACUAGCAUGAUUAAUUCAAAUAUAUAUGGUGACAAAGCUGAACUUUAUUAUCAAAAAGGAAUGAAUCUAUUUAUCAUAGGUAAUUAUGAGGAAGCAUUACAAAGUUUAAAUAAAGCAACUAAUAUUGAUAAUAAACAUGCAAAUUCUUAUUAUCAGAAGGGAGAAAUAUUGCGUUCUUUUUUAAAAGACUCUAAGGCAGCUAUAAUAGAAUUAGACGAGGCUAUUAGAAUAAAUCCAAAUUAUAUAGAGGCAUAUGAAACAAGAGGUUAUGCACUUAUGGAUUUGGGUAGAUAUAAAGAGUCAGCGAAUUGUUUUGACAAAAUCAUAAGAAUUAAUUUAUAAAUGGGGAACAAAAUAAAACCAGAUAAUUAUGGACUUUUUGAGCUUCCUAAUGGUUAUGAAGGAAAAGCAUCAGCAUUAAAGAAAUAAGGAAGAUGGAAAGAAGUAUUGGAAUGCUACAAUGAACUUAUAAAACAUCAACCAAAUAAUGAACAUCAUUAUCAUGACAGAGCAAAUGCUUUACUUAAUCUUGCAAGAAUAGAUGAAGCACUAGAAUCAUUAGAUAAAGCACUUAGUAUUCAACCAAAAAAUCCUUUUUUCUUAAAUACAAAAGGUAUAGCUCUUGCUAAAUCUGGUAAUAAAAUAGCAACUGAUUAAUUUUAUAAUAUGAUGUUACAAUCAAAAUCUGAAUUUUUAGAUAGAUCUAGCAUCUACUUACAGAGAGCCUUUGCUAUGAAUAUUUUAGACGAUAAAGAAUAAGCACUUAUAAAUUUUGAUAUGGCUAUAAAAGCUUCUCCUGAAUAUUAUUAAGCUUAUAAAGCAAAAGGACAAAUGCUUUAUACUUAAGGAAAUAAAAAAUAAGCCUUAGAUUGUUUUAAUAAAGCUAUAUAAAUAAACCCUAAUUAUGUUGAGGCAUAUCAUUGUCAGGGGAGUAUUUUAUUUGAAUUAGGAUAGUACUGGGAAUCAAUUAAAUCCUAUAACAAGAUAAUUAAAAUUAAUCCUUAUGAUGCAGUUGCUUAUAAUGAUAAAGGAUGGAUCUUAUCUAAAUUAGGAGAUCAUGAAUAAGCACUUGAAUCUAUAAAUUAAUCUUUAGAGAUUAAUCCAGAUUCAGCAUAAACUCAUCACAGCAAAGGAUUUGCAUUAUCUGCUUUAGGUUUCCUAUAAGAAGCCAUUGAAUCUUUUAAUAGAGCAUUAGAGUUUGAUAAUAAGUUAUUAUAAGCUCAUUGUGAUAAAGGAAAAUGUUAUCUUCUUUUAUAAAAUUAUCAACUUGCUAUUGAAUGUUUUGAUAAAGCUUCUACUAUUGAUUCUAAUUGUUCUGAAGCCUAAAAUGGAAUAUUUCAAGCAGAAAAAAUGCUUAAAUAAUUGAAUAAUAUUUAACAAUGAAU